Molecule: messenger RNA, 1725 nt
Organism: Sardina pilchardus (European sardine)
Lineage: Eukaryota; Metazoa; Chordata; Actinopteri; Clupeiformes; Clupeidae
Product: cytochrome b-c1 complex subunit 2, mitochondrial
Exons: 14
Coding region: 87-1469 (460 amino acids)
Cellular component (GO): mitochondrion
Molecular function (GO): metal ion binding
Source: RefSeq, a predicted model, not a curated record
GGCCAAUGGGGUUGCAUUUCACUACCGUAGAGUCUGGGUAGGACGCCAAGUCAGCCAUAUCGGCCUUUUCCCAUCGAGAAACAGUCAUGAAAGGAGUUCGACCUCUGAAUCAUCUCUCCAAACGAUGUUAUGCAGCUGCCAGAAGGGGCUCGCUGGUCGAACCUUUACCUGUGGACCGCCGCAAUCCCCCUGUCAAGCCAGUCUUCCAGCCACAGGAUAUCCAGGUAUCCAAACUGCCCAGUGGCCUGCUGAUUGCGUCCUUAGAAAACUAUUCUCCCAUUACCAAAAUCGGUGUGUUUGUGAAAGCUGGCAGCCGCUAUGAGACGCCAGACAAUGUUGGGCUUACACAUGUGCUGCGAUUAGCAGGAAACCUGACCACAAAAGGCGCAUCUGCGUUUAAGAUCUGUCGGGGUAUAGAGGCGGUGGGAGGCUCACUCACUGUGACAUCAUCGAGGGAACACAUGGCUUACUCUGCAGAGUGCAUGAGAGAUGACUUUGACACAGUCAUGGAGUACCUGAUCAAUGUGAUCACUGUCCCUGAGUUUAGACCAUGGGAAAUAUCAGACCUCACCCCAAGAGUAAAGAUUGACAAGGCCAUGGCUAAAGAGUGUCCACCAAUUGGUGUUGUGGAGAAGUUGCAUGAGGCUGCGUACAAAACUGGUCUUUCCAACUCGUUGUAUUGCCCAGAUUUCAAUGUGGGCAAAGUCACGUCUGACCAGCUGCAGUCUUUUGUGGAGAAUCAUUACACCAGUGGAAGAAUGACCCUUGUUGGACUUGGUGUAAAGCAUUCCGUGCUGAAGCAGAUGGGAGAGCAGUACCUGAAUGUCCAUCGUGGAGCUGGAGUACCUGGGGCCAAAGCUGUGUACCGUGGAGGUGAGAUGCGGCUGCAGAGUGCCGAUGGGCUGGUGCAUGCUCUGGUGGCCAGUGAGUCGGCAGUGACGGGCUCUGUGGAGGCCAACGCCUUCAGCGUGCUGCAGAGGGCUUUGGGAGCUGGCCCUCAUGUCAAGAGAGGAGCCAACAUCUGUAGCAAACUCUGCCAGGGCAUCGCCAAGGCCACCACACUACCAUUUGAUGCCACAGCCUUCAGUGCCACAUACUCCGACUCCGGACUCUUUGGAGUUUUCACUGUCUCGCAUUAUGAAGCUGCUGGAGAUGUGAUCAGAGCUGCUUUGGCUCAGGUGGCUGCUAUUGCAGACGGCGGACUUUCCGCGGAGGACCUGGCAAGGGCAAAGAACCAGGUUAAGGUAGAGUACCUCAUGUCAUUAGAAACCACAGAAGGCCUCCUGGAGGAGGUGGGAGCCCAGAUAUUGAGCAGUGGAGCCUAUAGCAAACCUGAGGCAGUGCUCCAGGCCAUCGACGCAGUCGACUCCAGUGCUGUGACAAACGCUGCAAAGAAGUUUGUGUCCGGCAAGAAAACAAUGGCCAGCAGUGGACAUCUGGUUAACACGCCAUUUGUGGACGAGUUGUGAGGGGGAGGUAGAGGAGGGGGGAGUCGAGUCGACUGUAUUUAAUUAUUACACGAAGGCAGUUGUCUUGCUGAAGAAAGAAAUGCAAGAGAGAUGGUCCUGAAAAUCAUAAACUACCAACUGCAUUUGACAAUGUUUGUCACCAGCUACUCAUAGUUUUUGUUCUACAGUUUCAGUGUGCACACGCACCAGAGGAAGGGACACAUGUCUAUCUCACUGUAUAUCUGAUGUAAAUUCAUUAAAUGGUCUAUGAAAUCCA